This is a messenger RNA of Diachasmimorpha longicaudata, 5418 nucleotides long. RefSeq names its product E3 ubiquitin-protein ligase SH3RF3-like (gene POSH). Gene Ontology annotation, biological process: positive regulation of JNK cascade; positive regulation of proteasomal ubiquitin-dependent protein catabolic process; protein ubiquitination. The record is from RefSeq and is a predicted model, not a curated record. Gene Ontology annotation, molecular function: metal ion binding; protein binding; ubiquitin protein ligase activity. NCBI's taxonomy places the organism in Eukaryota, Metazoa, Arthropoda, Insecta, Hymenoptera, Braconidae. The coding region runs from base 1193 to 3808 and encodes 871 amino acids. The transcript is spliced from 6 exons.
GACCAUCGCUAAUUGUGAACGCUAUCCCACCCCAUGGACCAAUGGGAAGCUCGGUGGUAGCCUCCCAACACCCCAUGAGGACUCAUAUGCAGGCUUGAAACUCAGCAACCGGAGGAGUGGGAGAUUGUUGAAAAAAACGAUCACACGGGGCCGGAAAUGGCGGAGCGUGAUUGAUUCUCCGAGAAUCAUGUACGCAAACGGUCGCUCGUCAUUAGAGAUUGAAUAAUGACGUCAGUUUUUACACUUGAGCACGUGGGAAUAGGACGCCAACUUCAUUCGGUAUCGUUGAUUUUCCGCGAAAUGUGACUCCUCCAGGUGAUCGAGAUUUUCACAGAUAAAUUGUCAGUGAGUGCAGUGCAUUCCCAGCGGUGACACACACACGAGCAAACAAGGCGUUUUCUCUCAUCCGCUGUUCACUUUCAAUGGUGAAGCUGUUAAAGGGGGAAUUAACGUUCAAUUGUCCCCGAAAUCAUCCCCUGGGGUGAGGAAAAAUGAGCGAGGAGGGAUCAAGAACUAGUGCAAGUGUCACUCCCAACUCGUGGACAACAGAAUUUCUUAUUGUUACGAGUUUAACGACCGCCCUCAUGUAGCGAAAGUGAAUCCAGUCCUAGUGCAUUCACUAUUGUCGUUCGAGGAACUCGUGUGGGAUAAAACGACAUGUGCAAGUGUUUCAAUUAAUACGUCUUCAUUAAAAUGAGUGAGAGCACGUUGUUGUUCCUCACCUCAACGACAAAUCUCAAUUUGUAUCGAAUUCCAAAUGCCCAUAAUGAGAGAUGAACUUUUUUAUUCGGCAAUGAGAGAUCGAUGUCAUCAACAACGUGAUUAAUUUUUCCAGUGACCUAUUGAUUCAAGGACAUUAGUGCAAGUGUUUCAAUUAAUAGAUCUUCACUAACUCCCUGCGAAAAGGUUGAUGUGGGUGUCAACGACAAAUUCUGAAGGAUUAAUUUACAGUGAACGAGAAAUUUUGUGAGUUGUGGAGGCAGUUGACUAGAGAAUAACAGGUGUUCAUCACAAGCGAACAAACUCACAGCAAAAGUCCAAUAUGAGAGAUGAAUUUGGCUCUCAUGAAAUUAAUAUUCUAAUCGUUCCACUCUCAUUAAAAAAGUCUAACAGUGCAGUGUCUCCUCCCCGCCAUGAAAAAAGUCAGAUAAACCAGUAAACAUAUCGCAAAAAAUCCAAGCCUCCAAAAACCAUGGACGAGUGCAUGUUGAACGACCUUCUGGAGUGUUCAGUAUGUCUGGAACGACUGGACACAUCCAGCAAGGUCCUCCCCUGCCAGCACACCUUCUGCAAGAAGUGUCUGGAGGAGAUAGUGAGCACACACCGUGAGUUGAGAUGUCCAGAGUGUCGAGUCCUCGUAGACGUGAAGGUGGACGACCUUCCUCCCAACGUCCUCCUGAUGAGGAUUCUGGAGGGUAUGAGAAACGCCACACCCAAGAGUGUCAAGCCCCAAACCCGGGCCCUCAGUACCCCUCAGCGUCUAUUCGGUGGUCACCAGGUAACCCCAUCACCCGCCCCAACAAAUCCAUCGCCAAUAGUCCUGGCAGUUGAUCCAGCACGCCACGCAAAUGCCUCAGCCAAGCAGGUACACCUGCACAAUCAGCCUUACGGCCGUGCCAUCUACGAUUACAUCUCCAAGGUUCCGGGUGAUUUGAGCUUGAAAAAGGGUGAUAUCGUUGUACUACGAAAGAAAAUCGACAACAACUGGUACUACGGUGGGUGUGGAGCCAAUCAUGGUGUAUUUCCCCUGUCUUACGUACAGGUUAUGACACCCCUGCCACCCCACGUGCCCCAGUGCAAGGCCCUCUACGAUUUCCGGAUGACAAACGACGAGGAGGACGGUUGCCUGACCUUCAACAAGGGCGAAGUAAUAAGUGUAAUAAGACGAGUAGAUGAGAACUGGGCUGAGGGAAAACUUCUCGACAGAAUAGGAAUAUUUCCCCUGGCAUUUGUCGAGCUCAAUAGCGUGGCACGAGCCCUCAUGAAGCUCUCGACGAACGUCCAACCAGGACCAUCACGUGUUGCUCCACCCACUCCAACCAACGAGGAGACAACACCACUCAUACCCACUGAUCAUACCAGAAAUCUUCAGACACAGACUCAGAAUAACGCCAGUGCUCCAGUCACUGGAGCCCUGGCUGUUUCGGACUCCAGUUCGACGGUGUCAUCUGGCAGUUCCACCACAACCACUCCCAACACUCCCAACAGCUCGAGCACAUCCAGCAGCUCCAGCACAGCCCCCAGCAGUCCCAUAAGUCCUGCAACUUCACCACCAGCUGUUGGCAGUCGUCACACUGCCAAGAGGCACAGCUUCACCGCUGUCAACACCGGCCAUCAUCAGCAUCCCCAUCAUCGACACUCAGCUGAAAUACUCAGCCCACCUGACGCCAAUGGAAGUAAUUCGGGGGGCAGUGAUGCUUUCUCCACGGUUACAGCAUCUUCUGGUCCUGAACAUAAUAUUAGACAUCGGCGCAGUGGCAGCAGUGAUCUUGUCCUUGCUCAGCCUUCCUCCAGCCUUACAGUCUCCAGCAGCAAUCUGCCAGCUGCCUAUAUCGCUCUCUAUCCGUACAAACCACAGAAGGGGGAUGAACUUGAGCUUAGAAAGGGGGGCAUCUACAUGGUGACUGAGAGGUGCCAGGAUGGCUGGUUCAAGGGCACCUCCAACAGGACUCAGAAGUGUGGGGUUUUUCCGGGGAAUUAUGUGGCACCUGCCAAGUGCCAGAGGGGAAUUUGCAGGGUCACUCCCACGAGUACUCAUCAGACUACUACUUUGACCAAUGUCCAGGGGGUGGGGGAUAAUAGGGGCACUGUCAGUUAUACCAAGGGUAAGGGGACGCAGCAGGGGUACAGUCCUAGGUCAUUGCCACCACCGGAAUUGCCGCCCAGAGCAGUUAGCCCAGCACCAGCGGUCUCCGCUUCUUGGCAUGGACAGGCGCAGGGACAGAGCCCACCGAGACACGGGGAACAGGGGAAUCCACUGGGGAGGAGCCACAGUGCUGUUAUGAGUUCUAGUAUUGCUUCUCCAGGGAAAACGAUGCUGUCACCCCCGUCGACAGCUACUUCCCCGGCAGCAACGACAUCCUCCGAUAUCAAUCGAAGUCCCUCGAAUACACUGAGGAUCACUGGGGGCAUCACACCACCACCGAAUACCUCUGUCGCAGCUGCAUCGACAAAGACCAAUGAAAAAGUAAAGACUAAGGAGAAGAAGGAGAAGGGCGUAUCCCUCAUGAGGAGGCUGACGAAUAUCAAGAAAUCAAAGUCUCCACCACCAGCUACAUACUCCAUGGACAAUCCAGUCUUCGAUGAUGGAAAUUUUAUCACCUCUUUGGACACUGUUCACGUCCGUUCGGGAUCCUGCCCAAGUCAAUUGCUCCAGGUGGCACCCAAUCAGGAUGGAGUCUCCCCGAAUCACUUGCGAGUGUAUCCAGGAACGGUUCAGGGGAGUGCCACAGCAUCACAAAGAGUUAAGCACAAGGAACGGCCGUCAUUGCCGAUUUCCUUUGUUCAGAGAUCAGGGGAGGCUGGUUGUGCUGUUGCUGUCUCGGGGAAUCAUCAUCGAAAGAGCAAUUCACUGGAUGCUGGCAUGGGAAAGCAGAGUAAACAGCAGACAACUACUCGUGAUAGAGAACGAGUGAUUCGUUUUCGUUGCAUCGUCCCGUACCCACCAAACAGUGAAUUCGAGCUGGAAUUGCGUGUCGGUGAUGUAAUAUAUGUUCACAAAAAACGUGACGACGGCUGGUACAAAGGAACCCAACAGCGUACAGGACGCACCGGUCUCUUUCCAGCGAGUUUUGUCGAGCCUUUCUGAGAUACGACAAAUGCCCGUCUCGUUCUAGAGACUUGCAUAUGAAGGAAAAUUCGUGGAUGAGAUGUUAAACAUUUAUGUGACAUUCGAUGUAAGGAAAUUUGAGUGAGUAGUCUGUCGACUGAGUCAAGUGCCGAAAGUAUAGUAGGGGAUAUUAAUAACUGCCAUGGCUGAUGAAUGAACAAAUUAUAGUAAAGUAGGCAUACACUCGUUUGCCGAAUUUUUGUGCAAUUUUAAUUACUGCCACUGGUGAUCAUUAGGGGAAUUAUCGUGGAUCUGAGGAUUGAUUGAUCUUCUUUUUAAACUUAGACUCGAUAAAUAUCAACUAUAAUAUUGUCGAGUCAAGUUUUAUGUGAGGUCACGUGUCUUUUUAACUGGGCGAUAUUUUGAUGAGGACAUAUCAAUUAUUUGUGUCCCUAGAUUAUUUUUUAAUUGUCCAAUAUUUUUUUAUAUUCAUUUGUUUACGAAUAAUUUGGUCUCUGGAGAUCUCCAUAAGUUAUUGCGACUUCGUUUGACCAAUUUGUUAAUAUUCCAUCGAUUAGAUCAAUUAAGUUUUCUUUAUUUUGAAUUUUCUGUGGAUUUUAGUGACACAAGGACGUGACUUCAUCAGUUGAAUUGUUACAGUCGACGUAUUAUCAAUUGAAAUAUCGCCUAGUCAAGAAGAUAUGAAUUAGUUUUAUAUUUAAUCAAUAAUAAUUAGGAAAAAUUGUGUCUUUGUCUUGUGGUUAUCAUUGGAAAUUAAUAAGACUAACUUGAUUGAGACUUAUGAAAAUGCCAUUUUUGUACAGUUGUAUUCAGGCAGUUGUAUUGCAUGAACAUUGCCGAAUUUUUAGUAUUUUCUAUUGAUUUUUCUACGAAUUUUGGUUAUUACCAUUUUUAGAGACGACUGAUUAUGACAGGGAAAAUUUGAAACAAGUUCUUUAUUUCAAAAUUUUAUUAAUGAAAAGAACUCUUUUACUGAAUUAUUUAGCCAAAAACAUUCAUUCGUCUCAUGGAAAUGUCAUUUAAUUAUUUCCAGGGAUUUUAAAAAUAUUUUUAAACAUUUUUAUCGCUGUCCAUAAGUUAUCACGCAGUUUUUAGCUGUUUUAAGACUCUUUUUACAUUUUUAUUUUGUCAGUCUCUUCGUUGUGGAUUUUUAAAUCGGUUUUUAGGGCCCUUGUGGCAAAGUUCAAUGGACGAUACAGUAUUCGAUCCCUUUAUUGUUUACUUACAGAGCAACAGAUUAAGGUAUUUAUGGCGCGGUUAGAAAGAAUUUUAAUAGGGCAGGAAAUUUAUAAAUUUUUGUAAAUACAUUCGUUGAAGGUUUUCAGCCUAAUGUGGGAAAUUUACGGUAGUCUAGCAGAAUAGUAACUAUGAAAAUAAUUUCUAAAGUUUCCACAUAUGCACAAGCUUGAAUGACGGGGCGGUAAUUUUAGGAUUUUUCCUACACUGCAAACGAUCGAUAAUACCGAGUACUUGUUUUUAUCUUUUCUGAUUACACCGUAAAUACUUUAAUACUGCAAACGUCCUUGUAAUGAACACUCAAUUUGCCAAUGCACAUAUUAACGAUAAAGCAUAUCCAAUAGCUGAAAUACUCUUGAGUGAAUCAAGUGAAUAAUUUGAACGAUUAUUUU